Messenger RNA from Cylindrotheca closterium, 1200 nucleotides. The record is from the annotation of a GenBank genome assembly. NCBI's taxonomy places the organism in Eukaryota, Bacillariophyta, Bacillariophyceae, Bacillariales, Bacillariaceae.
AUGGCCAUUACAGCAACAUCCACCAUCAACAGUGCCGGUGUCAUUUGGGGAUACUCAGCUGGCGCCAUACCUGAAGUGGAUGAGGAAGAUGAAGAUCUUUCCGAACGAUUUGCCGUGAUGCGAGCAGCACCCACAUCUGACUAUGAAUCAACGAAACAGCAGCAGCAGCAGCAGCAGCAGCAGCAGCAGCAGCAGCAGGUUGAGGCAACAAUCCCGGAACAUCGUGAUAUCGAUGCCAUUUGGUCCUAUGCGGCUGGUGAUGCUGGUGACGAAGAAGAAGAAGAAGAACUUUCCGAACGCUUCUCACUGAUGCGAGCAGCACCAACAUCAGCUAACGAUCAGGACGAGGCUGUACCGCCGUUGCCAGCUACCAUUGACGAGCACUCGGAAAGCAGCAGCAGCGAAUCACCACCUUUUCUAUUUCAUGAUCGAAAAGACGAAGUCCACAUGACGCCGCGUACCAUGAUUAGCAAGUUGUUGCCUUCCAAGAAUCGAUCACGAGAUGAGCUAUCCAAAAGCCACCACACAAUGCGACAAGUACAGAAGAAACCACUCGUCAGCAUGCUAUCACCGGUACGGCAAUCUGUGUACAAAAUGAACCGAACGGAUUGUCGGUCGCAGUUGGAAUCCUCCUUUUGCAAGUUGGAUUCCGCCAAUGAUUUGCCAUCCAUCAAGCAAGGAGGCUUGACAUCUCAUACUUCGGCCCCGUGCUUUGGACGUUCUACUUUGAACAACAAGAAGGGUAAUACCAAGAGCAAGGAAUCUUCCCUCAUGUCCAUGAUGCGUGCGGAUCUACAACCCAAGAAAUCAUCCGACAAGAAGAAGUCCAAGAAAAGCAAGAGUGGCAGCAGUAGCACCAAAGAAAGAAGUCACUCACCAAAGCGUUCCCCCAAGAAAAGUCUCAAGUCAGAAGACUUGUCAGUCGAGUCUCCUUCUUCCAGUGUCUCUCCCAAGCGCUCGUCCAAGAAGAGUCUCAAGACAGAAGACAGGCAUUUAGCAACCGAGUCUCCCUCGUCCAGUCUGUCCCCAAAACGCUCUUCCAAGAAGAGUCUCAAGGGAGAAGACAGGCAUGCAAUCGUGUCUCCCUCUUCCAGUCUGUCUCCCAGGCGAUCUAAGAAAAAAAAGUCCAAGGAUGGCGAUGAGGGAAGCAAGAGUCCCAAGACCAAGCACAGCUCCAAAAAAACUGAGGAAGAGCAUUAA